Merops nubicus (carmine bee-eater) is the source of this 2129-nucleotide messenger RNA. RefSeq names its product myotilin (gene MYOT). The record is from RefSeq and is a predicted model, not a curated record. Gene Ontology annotation, molecular function: cell-cell adhesion mediator activity. Bases 172 to 1719 code for a protein of 515 amino acids. The transcript has 9 exons. Lineage: Eukaryota; Metazoa; Chordata; Aves; Coraciiformes; Meropidae. Gene Ontology annotation, biological process: dendrite self-avoidance; homophilic cell-cell adhesion; axon guidance. Gene Ontology annotation, cellular component: axon; plasma membrane.
AGGGAAAAUCCACACCAAGAAAGCCUCUAUCCUGCAAGGCCAGGGUUCCACUCUAUCCAGGAGCCCAGCCAAGAAAGCUUUCGUGGCCUACCACCUAGUUUUUACCAGCCACCUAUCCAAAGCCAGUUAUCAUCACCAACCAAAACCCAGGACAGCCGUGAAACCUCUCCCAUGAGUGUCCCUAAUCUCCCAUCCGUUUCCUCUAUGUGCCAACCAACCAUGUUUAACUACGAACGUCCAAAACACUUUAUCCAGUCUAAGAAUGUGUGUCAAGGGCAACAGCAGCCUCCAGGACCCGCAGCCUCUACAGAGUCAAGCAGACCAAUCAAACAGUCCUCCAUCCUCAUACAGCCUCGUAACCCCAGCGGGCAGAAAUUCUCCUCCUCGUCAUCGCUGAGCUCUUCGGUCACGCUCUCCUCGCCCUCCUGCAGUGCCCCCAAGGAAUCCACGUAUCCCGUCACGCCGGCGUCUGCGCAGUCUCCUGCCAGCUCAUCCUCUGGCCAGAGGCUUAUCCCCCUGCCUAACCAGCCCCCUGCAGCAUUCCUCUGCUCAGUCCUGCCCUCGCAGCCCGACUGUAACAGCCAAACUCCUUCUCCCAUGGAGCCCCCGUACUCACAACCAAUGUAUAACAAACAAGCUAGCAUCAACUCUAUGCAGAAGACAUCAGACCAAGAAAUCCGAGGAACAAAAGAGGCCCUGAUUCAGGACCUGGAAAAGAAACUGCGAUGCAAGGACAACCUCCUCCAGAAUGGCAACCAGCGACUGACCUAUGAAGAGAGGAUGGCUCGCAGGCUGCUCGGACCAGUGAAUGCUGCCUCUGUGCUGGAACCACAGAGUGAAGACAACAUGCAAAAUGCACAGAAUGCAGAACAUGUCAGGCUGCAGGUUCCUACAACGCAUGUCAGGAGCAGACCAUCCUCAAGAGGAGAUGAACGUGGCCAUGACUCAAUCCAGGAGAAGUUUUUUCCACCACGUUUUACACAAGUGCCUGAAGAUGUAAUUAUUGAGGAGGGGAGAUUCUGCAGGCUCGACUUCAAAGUCAGCGGGCUGCCGACUCCAGAUGUGAUGUGGUAUCAGAAUGGAAGGAUGGUUCAUCAAGAUCAGUUCCAUAAAAUGAUAGUGUCAGAGAAGGGAUUCCACUCAUUCAUUUUUGAAGCAGUCAAGUCAUCUGAUGCAGGGACAUACGAAUGUGUGGCUGUCAACCGUGCAGGAGAAGCCUCUUUUGCAGUCAAAGUGGAAGUAAUUGCAAAAGAACAUCACACGCCUCCAACUUUCAUCUUCAAGCCACAAAGCAAAAAGGUUUUUGAAGGAGAUACAGCCAGACUCGAGUGCCAGAUCUCUGCCAUCCCCACACCCCGCAUUUACUGGAAAAGAAACAACGAAAUGGUACAAUAUAAUACAGACCGAAUAAGCUUGCUACAUGACAACACUGGCAGGAUUUGCCUCCUGAUUCACAAUGCAAACAAGAAGGAUGCUGGGUGGUACACGGUGUCUGCUGUCAACGGGGCGGGCGUGGCCACCUGCCACGCCAGGCUGGAGGUGGCAACACAUGCAAACAAGCCACUUCCAGCCCCAAAGCAGUUACGAGUUCGACCAACUUUCAGCAAGUACUUGGCACUCAAUGGCAGAGGACUGGAUGUGAAACAAGCUUUCUCACCAGAGGGGGAGUUCCAGCGUUUGGCUGAGCAGUCUGGACUGUAUGAAAGCGAUGAACUUUAACUGGCAAUGAAAACUCACCCCUCUAAGAGACAGUGACAACGUAGAUGCAGUAACUGGUGAUUGCUCUGAUUUGCAAAAUACCUAUCUACAUAUUUUUACUCUGACUCUUGCACAUUCAGCUGCUCCCGUUUUACCAUGUUAGGUUUUAUUUAUAUGGUUUGGUGACUGUAACUAUUUACUGAGUAUUGUAUUUUAACUAUAAAGCCUAAGAAAGCAGGCUAAUUAGUUUCUACAAGUGGAGGUGGUUUUAGUUCCACCUGUGCUCGGUUACAUGCUAAGGUAGAUUGGUUUGUACUGCUUCUCUAAUAUCACUCUUGAUAAUAUCAGCAGUCUGUACUGUCUGAAUACUAACACCAAAUAGACUAGAGUGUUUUUAUGAGAGUAAAUUAGAGGCAAAUAAAAUUUUAAAU